GCGUUGAGUCACCUGCGAACGCAGCAGUUCGGCUAGCUACGGCCGCACCCGUUGGAAAGUCGAGUAGACUGUACUAGUAUCUUGGUGGGCAUGGCGGUGUUAUUAGUCUCCGACUGGUCAGAGUCAGAGACAGAAUCUAGCACGACCGGUAGCUCGGACGACGAUGAGUUUGAAGAGGAAGUACGAGCAAUGGAGGCGUCAGCACGAGUAGUAGCGGCGGCCGAAGAAAAGGAUAAAGUACCGGCAGCAGGCGUAGCGGCUGCUCCAGCGGAGGAACGUAGCGUGGAGAAGACACCCAAGGAGAAGGAAACUGCACUUCGGCGGGCUUUGAAAGAUUCGAAGCACAGACAGCUGCAGAUGUGGCAAGACUGCAAAGACUCCAAAGAGCAGCGGCGUGCUAGGUUGGCUAGGAGAAAAAGCAUGGCGGCGAUAAACGUUGCAAUGAGAGAGCAGAGACAGACCGUACACACUUUGCUAUCAACUGACGGUAUGGAGAUGAUUCAUGAAGUUGUGCUCGAUGACAACAUUGAUAUGCUGAAGGAGUUGCUACGAGAUCAGUUCCGAAUCGAACAGAACCUAGAGCGGCGUACAAGCAGUCCAUCACCUGGCUACACACCACUCCUGCUUGCUGCUUUCGUAGGUAACGUGCGCAUGGCCAGAGCACUGCUAGCCGAGUACGGUGCUAAUCCUUACGUGCGUGACCACAUGGGACGAAGUUUGCACCGACUGGCCAUCCUGGGUCACAGCACUGAGCUGGCACACCUGCUCAACACAAUGCCGGCAUGGCGACCACCGGCACGACGGGCACGAACACACCACCGACACAGCUUUCUAUACAGCCUCGUGAAAGCCCUCUACUCUAAGAAUCGGAUAGUGCGCACCAGUGCAAUUAAGCUACUCGCGGAGCUGGUUGACGUGGAUUGUAGGCUUUGUACUACGGAUCAGCUACGGCCGAAGGGGUUCAGCGAUGCUGAGAAGGAGAAGUCGUAUCACCCAACUAUGGUAGUAAAGUUAGAGCCAUCAGCAGGUAUAGCUAGUCACAGAUCAGGAAAUCUCCUAUAUGGUGCACCCAGCAUAUCGCUGAUGCAUUAUCAUAGUGUAAGUCAUGGCGACCGGGAGUUUGGUUUUCAUCAGGAACCCGUUCAGCAGAGUUCACAUUCUAAUGACCACACCAUGAUGCAGAGUUCACAUGCUAAUGACCACACAGUGAAAGCCACUGUAUCAGAGCUCAUGGCAGAAACCAACAGGGAAUUGUUCCUUAGUGCCCUGAGGACCAGUGUGGAGAAUUUUGUGUCGGAAGAAGCUGGUGACCUGCUGUUCAUCGUGGAGAGGUGUUUGAUGACACGCUAUGGGAGGCAGUGUUUGUGCAAAGAGCAAGCCAAAUUCAACACACCCAAACCAGUUGAGAAGGAUGAGGAGGAUGAAGACGGUGAGCAAGCAGGAGACAGCGGGCAAGGAAAAGAUCGCAAGGAAAAAAAGACCGACACGAGUAAAGACAACGGGACAGAAAGCAGCAAUGGACAAGAUGAUGAGCAAGGAAAAGGCGAUCAGCAAGAAAAAGGCAAUGCACAGGACGAUGACAACAAGCAGGUUGAUGACACUGAGCAAGCAGAAGGUGAUAAUCAAAAGGAUGAGCCCAAGAGUAAGCAAGCAAAUGCUGAAGAACAGACAAAAUGCUUGAAAGAACCCACACAAUGUGAAGAAGAAAUGAUGGGUAAUGAAGCAAACAAGGAAGCCAAAGACAGUAGAGAGACUGGGCAAGUGAUAGAUGAUGAAACUGACACAGCAAGUAUUGACGAUGGCGCAGCAAGUGAAGAUACUAUCAGCCCGUCUCUGCUCGGUACCUUGCUGUUAUGUCUGUCAGACCGCGUACCAUGGCAUAUUCAAGAAGUAGCGGCCAAGUGUCUCAAGUUGCUGCUGGUGUCCAGAGAAGCCUGUGAUAACGGGAUUACUGAAGAUUUUAGCUGUAACGGGCCGAGAAUAGGAAGGUUCUUGGCAACUAUUCUUCGCACUGAAUCCCCUGUGGUGAAACUUAUUUUGUUGGAGAUUCAAAAGAAGGCAAUGGAACAUUUGAGCGAGGCAGAUCUCCUUACGUUUGUAAAGAGCGGAAUUAUUGCAGAGCUUGUGAGAACCGCUGCAAGAAAAUAUGACCGGAACACCUGCAUCCAAAUUGAGACGCAUGCACUGAUCAACACAUCUGCAGUUCGCGAAAGCAAAAAGAUGGUUCGCAUUCUGCUGUCUCAGGGCCUUCUAGGCAGUGCUUUGUGUCUGUGUUAUUCAGUCCUGCAGUCAGUCAGACUGCAGGCACCAAGCCUACUCUGGUCAGUGUGCGACUCUGAACACGAGGCAACAUGGGAUGCUCUAGUGGCAAAUUUGUGCUGUGCAGCUAGGCCACCAGCAGACCCACAACACAGGCAAGAGCAUGCCGAACGUAAACUGGCAGAAAGGAAAAUGGAGGAAAGGCAGCUUCGCCUCUUGCGGAAGUGCAGCAAGAAGAGCACAGAAGACACAAACAGCAUACGGCAGUGGAAGCAGGAACUGGAGAACUGGAAGAAAACGUCAUCACGUCUCCAGGACUGUCGGCAGCAAACGCAAAAGGAGCUACUCACGCUGCAAGAAUUCUCACAACAGCUAGCCGAAUGCCAAUGCAAUCGAAACACAGCAAUACGAUAUAAACAAGAAGAGCGAAGACUGCGCAUGGAGUUUCAGAGACAGCAAGUAACCGAGCGAGACAUACAUGAUGGCUGUGUUCUACACCAAAUGAAGCUCCAACGACAGAUCGAUCGAGCAAAAGCGGAGCAGAAGAAGGCAAUGGAAGUACAGAUUAAAGUGACAUCACAACUGUCAUUGUCCAGUAAGAGGCGGCAGACGUUAGAAGCAUUGGCACAAAGAGAGGAGAAAAAACGGACCGCGCCGUGUGCACAGAGCGCAAAAUCUUUCCUGGAGAACUUUGUUGACAUCAUCCACGAUCCGUGCCAGGCUGAGUUGCAGACAAGUAUCUUGCUGGUGGUGAUGACGGCAGCGGAUGGCAAUGACAGCAAGGAAUUUAUGAUCUACAAGCUGCUUGGAACAAAACUCGUUAUGGAGCUGCUUAGCUUGAGAAGCACAUACCAGCAGUAUGUUGCCCUCAAGGCUCUUUAUCAGUUAUUGCAGUUGGGAACCGAGGAAUUCCGCUCUCCAAUCCAACAAAAGGGGGCAGUUCAUACGCUGCUGGGCUUCAUCAAGAGUUUCCCUAACGAAAAGGAUGCCGGCCUAGACUAUCCCGAGAAGUACAUCGAGUUGACGAAGGAUGGAAGGAGAUGUAACUCCCUCUGGGCCGGUGUCGACGAUACGACCAAGUGGUGCCUGGCUGGCCGAGUACGCGUCGAGGAUAUUGAGGUGGCGUGUCGACGACUGGCCAUGCUUGUCCUGGGCAAGGUGUGUAUUGAUCCGGGAAUGAAACAGAGAACUGACAUACAAGACUGGGUAUUUAAGCAGACCAAAGCAGUGCAGGUCAUGUGCAAGAUGUGCAAUGGCACGUGGAAGAUAGGAGACACAGCAGCUGCCAUCCACAGCCUUGCUUGUCUCUCCUACAGAAAUGGAAAGGUUGGAAUUGCGAUAGAGAAGAAACUGCUCUGGCCGCUGCGCAAGAUGGCAAUAUGCCUGGCUUCAUCCACUGCUAGCAAGCGGCUGAAAACGACCGACAUCAUCUUGGGACUGGAGUCACUGGUAUUGAUCAAGCAAAGUGCAGCGUAUGCUGAUGCUCUCGCCAGUGGACAUAUAGAGGCGUGCACGACCAAAUCUCUACUGACGUUACCACGCCGUGCAGCGGUAAAGCUGGACCGGAGUAUUAUAUGGCCAAGGGAAAGAUGGUUCAAGGGUGAUCAAUUAGGACUGGCUAAGACCAUGUACAGCAUAGCCGCGUUAGGCGACACACUCGCUGGCACUGAGGGCACCGUGGCCGGUACAGCCGAUGCGUUGCUCUGUUUGGUGGACCUGUUGCGGUGCCCGGACACAGAUCUGAACGUGCACUUGUGCGUAUGCCGUCGUAUCUUCGACUUGCUGACAGUCCACCCUGGUCAUGCCAGUGCACUAGCAGUGGCUGGCAUCAUGGCACCUCUACUGCACAUGCUUGCAUCGGGCUCCGGUACGUUCACUGAACUGGCAUCCGCGCCCAUUGCUCUCCUGGUAAAGAACGACAGCAAGGCGAAGCGAGAACUCUUCAGUGCUUGCCGUCAGGAGCCUCACCUAUUCACCUAUCUUGCCGUGGUGUGCGGCGAUUUGCUCCCUGCAAACAUCCGUAGAGCCUGGGACAAUGUGGCGAUGUCUGGUUUGCCGAGACCUGCUAUAUCCCUGGUUGAAAGUCGGAAGAGCUGCAAAGGUCGUCCCUGCAGGCCAGGCGGCUCAGCCAAGAACAGCUUGAUGGCACACAGCAGAGGUGUAACACUGACGCCGCUACACACGCACAGAGGAAUGAUUGGUGACAAGCGAGAAAGACCGCUACCAGCGGGCUGCUUCCAACUGCUGCCCGUUGCCCUCCCGGAAAUUGUGGAAGUGCAACAGUUGGCAAUCAAGGAGCAAAGGCGUAGGGACAGGCAAGGCCAAGGUGGACAAGGUGGAAAGGGUUGAGUAGGAGAAAACUAACAGACACCAUUUCUGAGCAAGUACUGAAGCACUCCAAUCCCUAGAACAAUGGUUGCUAUUGCAGCCAUGCUCUGCAUGGGUGCUUUGAAAUGGUGAAGGAAAACGAUGACCUGAAUUCGGCCUCCAACUGAGAAUCUGAGGAGCGCGGCUAGAAAGUGAUAAUACAUGCAUCCGGCCGCAACUUGCAUGGAUAAGAAAAUGGGGGGUUUUCAGGACCGUUGCGAGCCGACAUGAAGUAGCUUCGCCAAUGAAUGCGACCAGGUCAAUGCAGACUGAGUUAGAACCACAGCUUUAAUGAACCAGUAGAGUGCGUGUGUGUGUGUGUGUGUGUGUGUGUGUGUGUGUUUAUGCGUGGAUAUCAACGGACGCAGUCCUGCCUUGAUCGUUGAUGUUACUUAGUCACUGUCACUGCUCAACAAACCUAUAUCGGCAUACUGCUUACUGGUGUUUUCCAUGUAAGUUCCUCCAGUCGGUUCUCUUUUCUUUUUAACUUCACAGCCCCGAGGUAUGGCAGACUGGUCUUCUCAGCUAUGGCAUUGAUGUGUCCAGUCUGUACUCUUAGCUUAGUUACCAUGACUAUACAUACUCAAAGUUAAUUGUAUGGUGUGAUGUCCUGGAGCUUUUGGAAAUGGCCAAGAGUGUACUUGAAUUCUAAACAUGUACUAGUGUGUGUGUGCAAGGCAAACCAUUGAACUUGUCUGAACUCUUUCUCCAUAUUUGAGGUGCUUAUUGGAGGAUCAUCAUCCCGAUGUUUCCUGUUUUGAAGCCUCAUUCAGCCUUGGUUUAGUCAUCAUCCAGUUCUUAUUCAAUAU
Messenger RNA from Sycon ciliatum, 5435 nucleotides. RefSeq lists its product as uncharacterized. Bases 91 to 4608 code for a protein of 1505 amino acids. NCBI's taxonomy places the organism in Eukaryota, Metazoa, Porifera, Calcarea, Leucosolenida, Sycettidae. The transcript has 6 exons. The record is from RefSeq and is a predicted model, not a curated record. Gene Ontology annotation, molecular function: protein binding.